Planococcus citri (citrus mealybug) is the source of this 2440-nucleotide messenger RNA. Its product is annotated as zwei Ig domain protein zig-8-like. Gene Ontology annotation, biological process: synapse organization. The record is from RefSeq and is a predicted model, not a curated record. Lineage: Eukaryota; Metazoa; Arthropoda; Insecta; Hemiptera; Pseudococcidae. Bases 702 to 1715 code for a protein of 337 amino acids. Gene Ontology annotation, cellular component: neuron projection membrane. The transcript is spliced from 11 exons.
UAAGUCUAAAUAUUUUUCGUUUUCGGUUUUGAAAUUCAAUAUUUAUUAUGAUCUAUUUCUUUUUGAGUUAAUUCCAAUAGCUUCUUAGUUCUUACAAUUACUUAGUUCCGUUUUUAUGACCGGUUCCUUCGGUUCGGUUGUAACUUUAUGUGAUUUCGCAUUUCUAUUUCUACAUCGUUAGCAUAGUAGAUUUGAUUCAGAAGUGUUUGCUUAUGCUUUUGUGAAAUUUAAUCGAGAAUUUCUAUACAAUUUCAAAUCGGAUCGAAAUUGGUAGUUACUUACUGAUCUAAUGAGCUGUGUUCGUGUUCCACUCGUUUAUAAUGUUGUGACUAUUGUGCUGAUCUGCCGAUGAAAAUCAAUCUGAUGGAACUUUUUUCGAUUUGUUCCAAAGUUAGUGCGUUGUCGUAAAAAUGUCGUAAAACUCAAGAAAAAAGAAAAGUUGAAAAAAGGACUGUUCGCGGUUUCGCGGUACCGUCAAGUGUUGUUGCCUAGCCACAGUGUAAUUACUUAGGAUAAGCGAUUCGUCUUCGAGAGAAAAGAUUUCAAACAUUUGCCAAAUCCAUACAUGAAAAUAACUGAUCAAGAAUUAGUAAAAAACAUGAGGCGAAAUUUCACACGGUGUAGAAAAACUCGGUAUUUCACGUGCUCUUCGUAAACAUAUUAUUAAGGAAAAUGUGAACUAAGAAGAUAAGUUCAACAGAAUGUUCAUAAUAUCAUGCAGCUUAUUGGCACUGUUACCAGUCGCUCUUCUGGUGGUUUUGGAAGCCGAAAAUGGAACUACCCCCUACGAAGCGAGUUUAUUAGGCAACGUAACAAUAAACUUGGCGGAAAAUGAAAUUGAUAACAGUCACGAAACGGAAACGGAAAAUGCAGUUGUUGACGAUGUUCGCAGUAUGAUCACCGAAACAUCAAGACCUGGAAUUACCCUUGCGCAGCCACCUCCUCGUUCGCCGAAUAACAAAGCAUCCGCUUGGGGACCGUUUUUUGAAGAUGGAGCUGAACCUCAAAAUGUGACCGCUAAAUUAGGAACAACCGUUCUGCUCGAUUGUAAAAUCGGUCUACUUUAUGAUAAAACAGUGAGUUGGGUCAGAAGGAAAGGCGAUAUAAUGCAUAUACUUACCGUUGGAAGAACAACUUAUAGCGCUGAUCAAAGGAUAGAGUUGAAUUUUCGAUAUCCCAAUAACUGGAGAUUACAAAUUACUUCAGUUACUAGAAGAGACGAUGGAUUAUACGAAUGCCAAAUCGCAACCCAUCCUACAACGGUGAAAAAAAUUUUCCUCAAAGUUCUAGCUCCCGAAGUGCAAAUAUUGGACGAAAAAGGUAGGCCGGUCUCGGAACGAUAUUACAAAGCCGGUAGUAUGGUACGAGUAUCGUGCGUUGCCAAGCAAGCCGAAGGAAAUCCAGCCGAUAGUAUAGUUUGGAGUACUCGUGGAAAGUUACUUUCGACAGGAAUUACGACCAAUUCGAAUUCGAGCCCAGGUGAGAUUGUAUCCCACAUGAAAAUCUCCAAAGCUCAGAAACACCACAGUGGUUUAUACACUUGUACAGUGGACCAGUUAGCAUCGGCGUCGGUUACAAUACAUAUACUAAAUGGUGAGCUACCUGCAGCGAUACAUGGCGGUUGUUCAAAUACCAUGGUUUCUUGUCUGAUCACCAUUUGCUUAUUAACACUUUGUUCGUUGAUGGUUACCAAUUACCAUAUGCCAAGAAGGUGACAUUUAUGUAUGCAAUGAAGGAUGUAAAUUAAGAUUUAUUAUAAUGUUUGUAGUUACAUUGAAAAUUCGUUAAUGAACUGUGAUACCGAAAAUAAACUGAAAAGAAUAACUGAAAGAGAGAAAAACCCGAAGAAUACAGAAAAUAUUUAUUUAAAAAAAAAAACGUGGAAGUUUUCACAAGGCUCGGUUGUAUUUUAAAAUACACGAAUAAUGGAUUCCAUCAGUUUCGCCCCCAUUCGAAAUUUAAUAUCACAAAUGAUCUCAGUGGUUCUAAUUACAUUAAGUUUUAUUGCGCGUUUUUUUCUGUUUUGUUUCGCUGUGGAUCAUAAAUCGUAUUUUUUCUUUCGGUUUAACCAAAUCUAUAAAAUAAGUUAUUUUUUAAUCUCCGUUUACAAAGUUUAUGGAAAAUUCGAAAGCAGAAUAUUAUCAUAUGUGAUUUAUGACCUAGUUUCCUUUUUUUUUAUUUCCUUUUUUAGUUAUUUUCUAAUUUUUUUUUUUUUUUUUUUUUUUAGAAUCGAUUAUAAAUUUAUGAAAUUUUUUAUCGAAAUGCUGCGGGCUGCGGGUUGACUAAAAUUUAAUUCGAAAGUAGACACACGUAUUUUACGAUAUCAAUAUUUCCGUUAUACCAACUGUUCAUAAUAAUACUACUUCAUUGUGUAAAUAGUAUAAAAUAUGUUCUUGUUACCCUUAUACAUAUAAUUUACUAAAUACAUUUUUAAUUCUUG